UAUAAACUGCAUAAAUCUCCUGUGACCAGUUCGCCCCCUUCUCCUUCUCUGGAAGAAUAUUAACUCCUUCUUAAACUCCUGAUUAUGUGCAAUAUAAAAAUAAAGUGGAGCAGUAUGUCUUGGAAAAUGUUGCAAGUUCUUUGACGAAUUAAGAAAACAGAAAACACUGGUUUACACAUAUUUGCAUUUUUGGAAUUCCUAUCCCUUGGCUCCUACUAUGACUACUGCUGUGGUUGGUAGGGUUGGAAAAAUGAAGGAAAUAUUGGUGAUCAUCGCUAAGGUUGCUUCUCUUCUUAUCUGUCUUUACUUUUUUAUUUGUUCUCUCUCAUUCCUCUCCGAUAGUUUUAGAAUACUGGGGGGAAGAAAUAUUGGAUCUCUCUUCUCAAACUCAGAAAUAUUGAAGAAUCCUGUAGUCGGCGUAAUGAUAGGAGUUCUUGUAACUGUUUUGGUUCAAUCAUCUUCUACUUCUACAUCUAUCAUUGUUGGACUAGUAGCAGCAGGAGCCCCUGUAAAAGAAGCUAUUCCAAUGAUAAUGGGUGCAAACAUAGGAACAUCAGUAACUAACAUCCUCGUUGCUCUGACCCAGGCCGGAGAAAGAGAACAAUUUAGACGCGCGUUUGCCUGCGCUAACGUGCACGACAUGUUCAACUGGCUGAGCGCGUUUGUCUUGUUGAUUGUAGAGGUUACCACAGGCUACCUGGAGAAAACAACCGGGUUCCUAGUUAAUCAUAUGCACGGAGAUAUCAACGCAAAUGUAACUACAACGUCGGAGGAGAAGGGUAAAAGUCCUGACUUCUUGAAAGCUUUGACUAAACCCUUUACUCAGGGUAUAAUCCAACUUGAUAAAGAUGUUCUCCAGGGCUGGGCAGUAAAUGAUCCUAAAUAUGACAACUCUACAAUACUGAAAACAGGAUGCAAAGAUGAAGGGAUAACAGUUCCUUGUGGUUACCUGUUCGCAUAUCUAGGUCCGGACGGAGAAAAUGUCGGAAACCUUGUGAUUGGAGUUCUGCUUCUUACAAUAUCCUUGUUUAUGCUCUGCACUUGUCUCCUCCUUAUGGUAAAAACUCUCAACUCUCUUCUUGGUCCUAAGGUUAAGGAAAUAAUACAAAAUGUGAUUAACUCUGACAUUCCAAUCAAAGGUUUGGGUUGGCUGACAGGAUAUCUAGCAAUGGUUCUAGGCGCUAUCAUGACAAUCCUAGUUCAAUCUAGCUCUGUAUUUACCUCUACACUAACCCCUCUGGCUGGUGUCGGAGUAGUUAGCCUAGAGAGAGCAUAUCCUAUGACCCUGGGAUCCAACCUUGGCACAACCACUACCUCACUCCUAGCCAGUUUUGCUGCUGGUGGAACCAAUGUCAGAGCAGCAAACCAGAUCGCCUUUGUCCAUCUUCUGUUCAACCUGACCGGGAUUAUCAUUUUCUAUCCGAUCCCCUUCAUGCGGUGGCCGGUAGCUAUAGCCAGGGUGCUUGGUAGUGUUACAGCACAGUACAGAUGGUUUGCCGUUUUCUACCUUUCCUUCAUGUUCUUUAUCCUUCCAACCUUUAUGUUUCUUCUCUCCCUAGCUGGUCCUAUCCCCCUUUAUCUCUUCCUAGUUCCCACUAUCUCCAUCAUCAUUUUUUCAGUAACCAUCAAUAUUCUCCAAAACAGUAAACCAAAGAUUCUUCCUGUUUUCCUUCAAUCCUGGGAGUUCCUGCCCCUCCCCUUCCACUCCAUGGUCCCAUGGGACCGGGCUGUUAUGAAGGCUCUCAUCAUAUUCCCCUGCUGCCGGGUUAAACCCCAGAACUUCAUCCCUGACGUCAUCAUCUCCAAACCAAACCCUGAAUCUCCGUUCCCCAAGGUUAUCUACAGCAACCUCCAUAAUGUGUCUAGCACCAACUCUAUGAGUGGUAUAAUAGCUCGAGAUACUGAUACUGCUCGCAAUGAUGAAGAAUAUAAUCUGCUCAUCAACUAUGGGUCUGAGACUCCAUCCCCUAAGGAGCUGACUCCUAGGGGCAGUAUCUGAUGAAUUCUAAAUGCAUAAAUAUGAUUUCUUGCAAUUCGUAAAUUCUAAGAAUUGUAUUCUUGACUCAUAUUAGUUAAAAUAUAAAGUUUGUAUUUUAA
Eurytemora carolleeae is the source of this 2097-nucleotide messenger RNA. Its product is annotated as sodium-dependent phosphate transport protein 2B. Gene Ontology annotation, cellular component: membrane. The record is from RefSeq and is a predicted model, not a curated record. The coding region runs from base 218 to 1999 and encodes 593 amino acids. Gene Ontology annotation, molecular function: sodium:phosphate symporter activity. Lineage: Eukaryota; Metazoa; Arthropoda; Copepoda; Calanoida; Temoridae. Gene Ontology annotation, biological process: sodium-dependent phosphate transport. The transcript has 7 exons.